This is a messenger RNA of Botrytis deweyae, 1044 nucleotides long. RefSeq lists its product as uncharacterized. The transcript has 2 exons. The record is from RefSeq and is a predicted model, not a curated record. NCBI's taxonomy places the organism in Eukaryota, Fungi, Ascomycota, Leotiomycetes, Helotiales, Sclerotiniaceae. Bases 1 to 1044 code for a protein of 347 amino acids.
AUGACAGACAACCACAUCUCCGCUAUUCAAUCAUCGAAUGAAAUCUAUGAAAUACCUCUUCGACCUGUCAAAUUCCCUUUUAUUCUUCCUGCUCAUGCACCCCAUUUUCCGGAUCAAGGGUGGUCAACCUUGUCUUUCUCGCACACGGACCCCAUCCACAUUUCAUCUCAGAAGCUUCUGCAAGCAAGUAAAUCCUUCUUUGAUCUUCCGCUUGAGUAUAAAUCUCAGUUUCUUACUGGGAAGGGUACUGAGGAAGGAUGGAAUCGUGUGGAAGGCGAGAAGGAAUUCAUCACCCUACGUGAGAUCAACACUAUACCUCCCGAAUUGUUGGAUACCGUGAAAGAAUUCUGGGAUAUUACUGGGGAUGUUUUAAACAAGAUAUUGGAAGAAAUUGCUAGUAGCUUGGGCAUGAGGAAAGAGUUGCUCACACGGUAUUCUGAGCCAUGUCUCAAGCUCCAUCAUCAGAAGACAGCAACUAUGAUCAGAUUGUUCAGGUACGAAAGUGAUGGAAUAGAGGGGAAGGUCGUUUCGGAACCACAUCGUGACCUUGGUCUCUUGAGCCUAUCAAUUAGCGAUGUACCUGGUCUGGAAGUUUUGGACAUGCAAACCAAAAAGACGUUCCCAAUCGAACAGUCGUUUGAGGGGAGAGAUACAGGAACUUUACUCGUGGGGAGAGAGUUGAAUUUCUUGAGCAAUAACAGAUAUCAGGCUGGUGGUCACUCAGUACGUAUGUAUCCAAAAACUUUGACCAGAAACGAGCCACAUGGAAAGGAGAAUGAAGAUAAACAAGAGAUGCCUGCUGGGAAACAUUAUAGAUACUCGAUAGUUUUUGUACUUCGGGGUCAUGAAAGUUUGUCUAUUGAUACAGAUGAAUUGAGGACACCGAUUACAGGACGAUGGAAGAAGCCAAUGAAGGGAUUGAAGAUGGAGAAUCUAUAUCGGCGCUUCAUGAGUAAGCAUGUCAAUAUUAAUGUGGAAAUGGAGGAGAGGCAAAAGCAGAGGAAGAGGUUGCAUGAGAAGAAGGCGAAUAAGAAGAUAGGUUAA